Molecule: messenger RNA, 1023 nt
Organism: Didymodactylos carnosus
Lineage: Eukaryota; Metazoa; Rotifera; Eurotatoria; Philodinida; Philodinidae
Source: the annotation of a GenBank genome assembly
AUGGCACCGCGCUUCGAACAUAAAAGUGCUCGGGAUGGUAUUUGUAAUGUGUAUGGACUAGCAACAUGGAAACGAAUUGUUGAAGAACUGAAUUUCGAGCAUGAAUCGUUUUCGACGUUGGGACGUUAUGAAGAAAAUCUCAUUGAAAAAAUUGCCGAAUGUUUGACCGAAGUCUUACGUGAAGGUUCACCCGAAACUUAUAUGCAGUUUUUCGGGGAAUGCUUUGUCAAAUUUUUUACAACAUAUGGUUACGAUAAAAUAUUACGUGUGGCUGGACGACACUUUCGUGAUUUUCUCCAUUCCAUUGAUCAAUUACACGACAGUAAUCGAUUUAGUUUUCCAAAAAUGAAAUCACCGCUCUUUCAUGUAACCGAUGAAGAUGAAAAUGGAGCAGUAUUGCAUUAUAAAUCAAAACGUCGUGGAUUUCAACGUUAUGUUAUUGGUCAGCUUAAAGAAUGUGCUACGCGGUUUUAUAAUGAAGAGAUAUCAGUUCGAAUUCAAGAUGAUAUAUCGACAAAUGAGUACAGUCAUAUUAUAUUUCGGGUUGAAUUUAACAACAGCAGUGCGAGAGAAUCAUCAAAACGUUUACAAAAUGUACCAACGCUUCCUGAUGUGACCAGUUCAACAUUUUUUAAGGUUUUUCCAUUUUGUAUUCUGAUUGAUCCAUCAAUGCGUAUUUACCAUCUUGGUAAAAGUAUAAAGAAUUUGUUCUCAUCCAAUACACUUUUAAGUGGAAGAUAUUUGGAAGAUGUAUUUCGAUUGGUUAGACCAGAUAUUUUACUCGGAUGGAGUAAGGGGCAAAUGAAAUUAAUUGCACACUGGAAUAUGGUUGCAUUCUUGUGUCAUCCAGUAUUGUCCACAACGGAAGAAAUGUUAUCACUCGGAUUAUAUUUACAUGAUUUAAAUUUUUAUGAUGGAACAAGUGAAAUAUUAAUAGCUGGAAUGCAACAUGCAAGAACGUUACAAGUGGCCAUAGAUAAGGUAACGAAACUGAAGGAUAGAAUACCAUUUGAACAUGAUUAA